AUGGCUACUAACAUCAACAUUCCAUCACUUUUUACACUUCCAGUUGAAUUAAUCUAUCGUAUUUUAAACAAUCUUGAUAAUCAAACUAUUCUAUUUUCAUUUGGUAAUGUUUGUAAACGAUUUCAAUCCAUUAUUAAUACAUAUAAUCAAUAUAAAUUAAAUUUUCAAUCAGUAUCUAAAUUAUGUUUCCAUUCAAUUUGUUAUUUAAUACAUCCAGAAAAUAUUAUUUCACUUACACUUUCAAAUGAUAAUAAAACACCAAAUCAAAUCAAAUGUUUUUUUUCAUUUUUUCAAAUUCAACAAUUUACUUGUUUACGUUCAUUAACACUUAUAGAAAUCGAUGAAAAUGAUUUUCAUAAUAUUUUUCCAUUUAAAAAUAUUCUUAUAUCAUUAUCAUUUACUUUUCGAAAUAAUAUUCUUCAAAAUUCAAAAACAUUACAAUUAAUUUCUUCAAUAAUAUCUAAUAAUAAUCUUCGACAUCUUGAUUUUUUUUUAUCAUCGAGUAAAAUCGAUGAUUUAAUAUGGCCUAAUCAAUGUUUACUUCAAUCUCUCGUACUAUCUAAUCGUAUAAAUUUCAUACAAUUCUCUACAAUACUUUCCUAUUCAUUACAAUUAAAAAAAUUUGUAUUACAAGAUUGUAUUAUAGAAGAUCUAACUGAUAUUGAUUCUUUAAUUUCUUAUCCACAAUUAAUUUCACUUACAUUUGAUGAUAGUGAAUUAAAUGUGAAUGAAUGUCAAUUAAUAUUAUCUUUAACACCUUCAUUAGAAUAUCUUCAUAUAGUUGGAGGAACAAAUUUAUCUAAUGGUUUUUGUUGGGAAAAAUUUAUUCAAAAGAAAUUAUUAAAAUUAAAUAAAUUUGAAUUUGCUUUUUGUGGUACUACAGAUGUUAGAGUUGAAGAUUCAAUUAAUGUUGAAUCAUUGAUAACUUCAUUUCGAACACCAUUUUGGAUUGAUAAUAAACAUUGGUUUGUUGUUUGUUAUUAUUUUAAAGAUUCAGCUAAUUAUAGUAUUUAUUCAUUACCAAUUUGUAAAUCAAAAGUAAGAUUUUAUCCUCAUGAAGAUAAAAUUACAUGUUCAACGUAUUCAAAUUUUUAUAAUGAUGUUUCAAUGACAGAUAAUGUACGUGAAAUGCAAUUAAAUUUAACUGAUUUAAUGGCUCGUCAUAAUCAAGAUGUAAAGAAUACAUCAGCAAGUUAUACUCUUUUUCGCAAACUGAACAAACUCUUGCUUUUUAUUGAUAAUGAAUGGCCCAUUGGUUCAAUUGAAUAUCUCUCAACAUUUAUUGAUUUAUCAUAUAUCGUUGAAUUAUUAAUCAGUAUUGAUUUUGAUUCAGAAUCUGUUUCAAAUAAACUUACUAAUAUUACUCAUUUACUUAAACAAACAUUGAAUUUACAUACUUUGACAAUUGAUAGUUCAUUAACAAGUGCAGAAAAUAUUUGUUUAUUAGUACCUGAUUAUAUAAAACAUUUACAAGUAUCAGUUAAAAAUAUUGAUGAUACUAAAUUAAUUAUUGAACAACUUAAACAUUUAUCGAGUGUCACAUUUGAAACUUUGUAUGAUAUAAAAUGUUUAUCACCAGAAUUUGUGACAUGGCUUAUGGAAAAAAGAAAUCAAUCAACAUAUAGAAAUGAAAACACGUUUCUUAGUAUUUGGUUUUAA
This is a messenger RNA of Rotaria sordida, 1659 nucleotides long. The record is from the annotation of a GenBank genome assembly. Lineage: Eukaryota; Metazoa; Rotifera; Eurotatoria; Philodinida; Philodinidae.